This is a messenger RNA of Aspergillus vadensis CBS 113365, 992 nucleotides long. RefSeq names its product cytochrome c oxidase assembly factor 1 family protein. NCBI's taxonomy places the organism in Eukaryota, Fungi, Ascomycota, Eurotiomycetes, Eurotiales, Aspergillaceae. Gene Ontology annotation, cellular component: mitochondrial inner membrane. The record is from RefSeq and is a predicted model, not a curated record. The transcript is spliced from 2 exons. Gene Ontology annotation, biological process: mitochondrial respiratory chain complex IV assembly. The coding region runs from base 174 to 731 and encodes 185 amino acids.
UUAGAUUACCAUUCCCGCCUCAGGUUUCGGGCUUCCGAGCAUUUAGCAACCACGCCUUACUAUUACUGCCACUUUCCACGAUACAAUAAACCACAGAGGGUCACGCCGCCACACCGCAACAAGGCACACGGAACACGUCGAAAGCCAAUUGGACCUUUAUACCUUUUCAAAAGAUGCUCCUACGACUCGCAGAGAAGCGUAUCGGCGCUUCUCGACUAUGCGUAAAUCAUCGCAAAAUGCUCCCUCCCCGGCGCAACUUGAUCCCCGCACCACAGGCGAACUCGGGCCCUCUUAUGGAAAGACGGGCGGACAGAGCUCUACCCAAUGUUCAAAACGAGAGGCGAUGGAUACGAACCUUGCCAAUCUUUGCUGUUGUUGUGGGGGCCGCUAUGCUGGGUAUCUUUAACUAUCAGAAAUCUUCCUCCAGUGUGGUUAACAGUACGCUGUAUGCGCUGAGGACUUCCCCGCAGGCGAGGGAGAUUCUGGGUGAUGAGAUCUACUUUGCUCAGAAGAUCCCGUGGAUUAGUGGAGAGAUGAACCAGCUUCAUGGUCGCAUUGAUAUCUCGUUCUGGGUUAAGGGUACUAAGGCUCAGGGUAAAAUGCGGUUCCGCAGUAUUAGACCUGACCGGACUAGCUUUUUCCGCACGGAAGUAUGGAGCUUGGAAACCGAGGACGGCACGGUUGUCCAGCUGCUUGACAAAGAUACCGACCCAUUCAACCAGACCAAUUGAUUGACUCGACUACUUGGCCCUCUUGUUUCGGGCUGUAUACUCGCUUGUUACGUGGUGUUUGGAGAUUUGUGCAUGUAAAUAUAUCAUAUCAUUCAUGUGCAUUGGGCUAAGGCGUUCGGGCUUCGGAAAGCGUCUCACUCUCCCUUUCCCCCUCACCCAUCCCAUUGGGCAGAUUUAGGUUGCUCGACUGGAGUGGAAGAGCUAUAUGAAAGCGCCAAUCAGAGGCGGAAAAGAACCUAUAGGAACCAACACUUUGGGAAA